This is a messenger RNA of Ceratina calcarata, 815 nucleotides long. RefSeq lists its product as uncharacterized. The record is from RefSeq and is a predicted model, not a curated record. The coding region runs from base 76 to 696 and encodes 206 amino acids. NCBI's taxonomy places the organism in Eukaryota, Metazoa, Arthropoda, Insecta, Hymenoptera, Apidae. The transcript is spliced from 3 exons.
GCCAUUCUUUUGCAUGAUGCGAACGGGUCAAUCGAGACGGAGGGGUGGCAGAUACGCGCGACGACUAUAGAUCGUAUGAUUGACACACGACAAGCGAUAGGUCGUUCGUAUUGGUCGAUUGACAGUCGGCGAACGGAACCGCGGGACGACGACGGUGCGCGAUGCCAGGACCGCGGCUGCAUGACGAAGCGCCUCGAUAAACUUUUCAUCGUCGCCGGGCUACACGAGCUGAAUGACGAUCAACGGAUAGAGCCCGGCCACAAAGCGAGCCAUUGUACGCGCCACUUUACCAUAAUCAUCCCGAAGCGUACGAAGAGGGUGAAAAGAAAAAGAGGGAGGCGACUCGUUUCGCGUGAGGGCAAAUUUAUUUCACCGGAAACGCCUUCCUACUCCUCGCGACGAAACGAACUCUCCGGGCAGCGAGUUCGCCUUUCGGAGCACGCAACGACUCACCGCGGAGCCGAGAAAGGCAGAUUUUACACGAACGGCGAUCCGAGAAGCGGCUGGUCCGGUGUCAGCCGGACGAUAUUCAAUCGAUGCGAGGCGAGACGGAAGAGGAAGAGAAGAAGGAAGGGUGAAAAGAUGGGCGCAGCCUCCUCCACGGUGGCUAUCCGGGGUCUCUCCUCUCGGCAGGUUUACGACGAGCCAACGCAAACACGACACUUGGCCGCUAACUGGCCACCUAGCUACCGGUGACUAGCCUCUUCCUACCCGCCUGUUCCCGGUCCCUCGGAAUCUAACCGCGUUCACCGUACCGACUGCCUAUACCCACGCUCCGACAACGGUGUCCACGAAUAACGCGAAUAUCUAUUCUU